AUGGAUCUAAACGACCCGAACCGGUUCCGCAACGGCAAAUCCACUCUCUCCUCAAGGGAGCGCUUCCUUGGUGUUCCAACCCACGCGACGAGAUUCCAAAACCCUUCCUCCAACGCCACCGCCACCGACGACGACCUAAUCGAAGGCGACGUCGUUUUCUCCAACAAUAACCAUAGCAACGACGACGAAGACUCCAUCGAACCCUCUUCUUCCUCUUCUCCAAUUCCCAACCACCACCACAAGGCCUUCGCCUUCGGUCACUCCGACUCGUCGUUCGGCAUCCUCGCUGCGCUCCCGGAGAACGACCACCCCUCCCCCAACGGCUCGCACUUCGUCCACCAGAAACCCUCCGUCUCUGUCGCCGUCUCGCUCUCCUCCUCUUCCUCCUCAUCCUCCGCUCGCCACAUUCCGGCGAUCCCGAAGCCACCGCCGGACCGGAUUCCCUCCUCCUCCGUCAAGUUCCACCAGUCCGCACCAGUGAAUGUUCCGAUGUUUCCGACAAGGAGGCGCCACGAGUUCGACGAGGACGUCGGCGACUUGGUGGCGGAGGAGGAAGGACUGCCGCCGCAUGUGAUUGUGGCGCGAAAUUGGUCGCAGAGUCCGGCGCUGGCAUGCUCGGUUCUCGAAGGAGUGGGGAGGACGCUUAAGGGGAGAGACUUGCGUCAGGAUGCGUCUUCGUUUAAACCCUAUAUUUUGCAGGGUCUUGUUCAAGCUUGUGUUGUGUUUGGUAAAUGUCUAGUCAUUGGAACUGGACAAGACAAGAAAGAAACCAGUGGCAAGGAGCUAAUUUUGCUCUGGUUGUGUAAGCCUGCAGGGUACGAAGUGGCAAAAACCCUUAGAAGUGCUUCUCCAACGAGACCCUUACGGUGUGUAGUAGGUAUUAAGCCUAACUGUGCUAGUCAGUUGUUCAAAGCUGCAUGGACGAGGUUCGGUCAAGUCAAAUUGAUAGGUGUUUUGCCUGUUGGUGCUGUAGGUGGGAGUGGGACCAGUUGUUCCUUGCCAAGCAGGUCUUCAAGCACCGGUUGCACACAGUCCAUUAAACCAUUCCACGAUCUUAAGCGCGAUUUUGUCUAUACUGCCACUCUCCUUUUUCAUUCUCAACCUGAAAAAUCCCAUUCCACCGUCGUACUCACCCACGCGCAUUUCCAGCUUGAACCUUCACCUCACUUCAUUCCUUAUCCCCUUUCCACUCACCAACGCGGCCACCACCGCGCGAGUACCCAUACCACGCCUCCGCCGCGCCUAAAGCCUCCGCCAGCUGACCCUAGUCUCCGCGGUCACCUCCAUCUCAGCAUCUCCCCCUGCAUCACCAUUUUCCCAUACCCUCAUAAGAACCCCAAAUCGCCCUCACCACCGCAAACCCCCAAACCACCGCAUCAGCCACCGCGAGUUCUCCGCCACCGGUGGUCAUCAAGUCUCAGCCCCAUUCCCAUCUCGCUUCCACAGUCCUCAAUCGCCUUAGCCGCCAGCCAUCUCGCCGGGGAGAUUCAACUUGGGGGUUGUCGGCCUUUGCGUUUCGAUUCAGGGUUGUCGGCUUUUGAGCUUCGAUUCAGGGUUGUUGUUGAUUUUUUGGUUGCUGCUGAGACUUUUGGGGUGGAUGUGUUGAACUGGGCUUUGUCUCUCUAUAAGAAAGAAUCUAUGAUUUUGUUUGCUUUCUUCCGUACUGGGAAAGAAGGAGGGAAAGGCGUCGUCAGCAACGUGAAGCUACUCUAA
Messenger RNA from Sphenostylis stenocarpa, 1713 nucleotides. Lineage: Eukaryota; Viridiplantae; Streptophyta; Magnoliopsida; Fabales; Fabaceae. The record is from the annotation of a GenBank genome assembly.